Perca flavescens (yellow perch) is the source of this 1685-nucleotide messenger RNA. RefSeq lists its product as uncharacterized. The record is from RefSeq and is a predicted model, not a curated record. Bases 113 to 1468 code for a protein of 451 amino acids. NCBI's taxonomy places the organism in Eukaryota, Metazoa, Chordata, Actinopteri, Perciformes, Percidae. The transcript is spliced from 2 exons.
GGUGAGACAUGGGAAGUAGCAUUCCAACGGUUGUGAGUCAGCUAAUUAGCAAAGAGGCUAAGUAUAUUUUAAGUGUUUUCGGAUUGUUUUCUAUUAUUGUAAAGUGGUUGAGAUGUCGUUAAGGAGCUCAGGGACAACAUGUGCUGUUCGGGGUUGUACAAAUAACCGCACAAAAUUAAGUCAGUGGCUUAAACGUGAGUGUUAUGAACACAAGCCAAAAACUAAAGCCGAGUGUCCAUGCCAACGGUGGUACAGUUUUCAUUGCCUUUCACAAAAAGAUGAACCAAAACGAACAUGGCUUAAGAACCUAAACCUAAAAGAGUGCUCGUUUCACUUCGUUGACAAGAAGCCAACACAGGAUAACCCGUACCCAACGCUUUUUCUCGGUUACGAGAAGCCACCGGAGAAGAGACGCCGACCCAGGACUCGACAUGUCACAGAUGAGCCUGAUGUGAUGGAGGUUUCUGGGGAGCCAGGCCCUACUUCACAGACUUUGCAGGAUGCCCAAACACAGUGGUCAGACCCAGCAAUGGAGGACCACAUCUACUCCAAAGGACCUACUAUCACAUGUGGUGUGACAACUGCCCAGUCUUCUGAUUCGCUACCUGUUGCAGAGUUAACAUUGAAAGAUGAUACAGACUGUUUGCUGUACACAGGGAUUCCGCUACUUGAAUUUAAAACACUUGUGUCUUGCUUGCAACAUUUUGCCCCCAAAUCAUCAACAUUGCCAGCAGAGGACCAAAUCCUGUUGACAUUGAUGAAGUUUAGACAGAACUUUGUUAUUGCGGAUUUAGCAAAACGCUUCAAAAUGUCACCUGGUCAAGUCAGUAAAACACUGAAAUUCUGGAUAGAUGUGAUUGCUGAGCACACCCAGGAUCUCAUUCCAUGGCUGCCUCGUGAAACAAUAAAGGCCACUUUGCCAAAGGCUUUUAUGGACAGUUUUCCAAACACAACAUGCAUAAUUGACUGCACAGAAAGUGUCCUUCAGAAGGCUAAAAAUCUAGACUCACGAACUGAAUCUUACAGUCACUACUAUGCUAGCAAUACUGUCAAGUAUCUAGUAGCAACUGCUCCAUCUGGAAUUUUUAUGUACAUUUCAGAAGCUUAUGGUGGCAAAUGUGAUAGAUUUAUCACACAGAACUCUGGGUUUCUCGACCAUCUGCGUGCUGGAGAUGAGGUGAUGGGGGACCGUGGCUUCACCAUCAGGGAUUUGCUGGAAGAACGGAAUGUUCGUUUGAUCAUGCCAGCUUUUACGCGUAAGAAAAGCCAGCUGACAAAUGAGCAGGUCACUCGCACAAGGCGCAUUGCUAAUGUCCGCAUACACAUUGAGCAAACUAUCAGGCGUCUUAAGGUGUACAAGAUCCUCUCACAAACUGUGCCUAUUCAUUUUGUCACUAAAAUUGACAAAAUACUGAAGAUCUGUGCAGCACUUGUAAAUCUGCGAGGGGAGCUUAUUUCAAGCAAAUAGACACAAUAACAAUAAUUAAGCUAUGAAUUAUAAUCAGUGAAUCUAGCCGCUACUAUGAGAUAUGAGUGUUUUAUGGUUUGUUUGUUGAAAAAACACUUUUUUCGUCAGUACACUGCUAAUGUGUAAUAACCACUUACUGAAAACGGUCUUGUAUUUUACGAAGAUAGUUCACCAAAACGUAUUUCUGAAAACAUUUUAAGAGAGAAAUAGGCCAUGC